Cercocebus atys (sooty mangabey) is the source of this 2874-nucleotide messenger RNA. Its product is annotated as chromosome unknown open reading frame, human C16orf46. The transcript is spliced from 4 exons. The record is from RefSeq and is a predicted model, not a curated record. Bases 537 to 1709 code for a protein of 390 amino acids. Lineage: Eukaryota; Metazoa; Chordata; Mammalia; Primates; Cercopithecidae.
CCUGUGACCUGUAGGCAUAUAAUAAGCAGAAGGCAUAUAUAAUUAACAAGGAGGAUAAAAUUUAUGCUCUUGAAAAUAUAAACAAAUUGUGCAAAUUGGGUGGCGCAGGUGGUUAACUUUGAGACAAAGUUUCGGUUUCUUCCAGUGUGUUUGUAAAUGCGACUCCCACCUCAUUUUCCUGUAGAAACUAUGUUGUUCAUGAUCAGGAUGCCCAGGUCAGUCUUCAGGACCUAUUUAACUGGUUCAUACAAGUGAAGAUUGGUCUUGUAUUAAGAAACUUAACUUCCACCAUGGCUAACAGUAUUUCUAAUGAUUAUUCCUUCAUUCAACAUAGGUCGUGAAAGACCUGACCCACAGGAAUGUUCAUUCAAACUCCAAAUGAGGCUGCCAGAAACUCAUCUUUCUCUGGAAAAGACCACCAGCAUUCUCUUUUAGUAGCGGAGCGUCUUGAUUCUGCCCGAAGUACACCAGGGUUCUGAAGGUGCAUCUGGUGAUCUGCAAGAAGAUGUUAAAAACUUUAAGCAACCAUCGCAGUAAUGGAUCUCUGUCAGAAAAAUGAGACUGACUUAGAAAAUGGUGAAAAUAAUGAAAUUCAAAGCACAGAAGAAACAGAACCAACCUGUACUUGUCCAGAUGGAAGAAGUGAAAAGAAUCAUGUUUAUUGUCUUCUCGAUAUCAGUGACAUUACGCUUGAACAAGAUGAAAAAGCCGAAGAGUUUAUUAUUGGAACGGGAUGGGAAGAGGCAGUCCAAGGGUGGGGAAGGACUUCUCCAGCUGCCUGCAUCUGGCCGAGGAAGUUACCAAAAAAGGCGAGGGUAGGGGAAGGUGCCUGCAGUGACUGCUUGGUGUGUCUUAACCUGGCCCACAGGAGCCUCGAGACCAAGCCUCCUACGGAGGGGGGCCCAGAGAAGGAUCAGAGCAGCCCCUCCCAGACUCAGGCAGCCCUCCAGGGCCCCAGCACCGCUUCCAGGGCGAUUAGCAACAUCUGCUUUCCCACCUACUUUCGAACAGAGAAAAAAAGUCUGCAAAUCAAGGAGUUUAUUUGGUGCACCGAAGACUGGGCCAUCCCGGACAGUAGUAGGGGCAAGGCCCUUCGGAACCCCAGUGGAGGGGCCCACAGAGGGCUGUCCAUCCCAGGCCCCCUGACUUCCAGGGCCCUCCUAGUUCUGCCACCCCUGAAGGCUUCACUUUCAAAUGCCUUGGAUGUUCUGGGUAAGAAGAGUAAGAACUCUUUCUUGCAGUCAGAAGAGAAGGUGCUGAGUGUGGAAAAGGAUGGGUGUCUGGCUUGUGCAUAUGGCUUGAAGACAGCAGAUGGGAAAGGUGAAAAGAGACCCAGUGAGCUGGCCAAACACACUGUGGUCAACGACACGCCAUCCUCCCCUUCCCCAGCGGCCCGGACAUCCCUGCUGGCCGAUCCGGAGCAGUGCUGCCUGCACUGGUCCCUCCUGUCUGAGAAAAACCUGGCGUGCCCUUCAGACUCCAAUAACGUUCGCUAUCUUGCUGCCUUGCAGCUUCUGCAGAAACGGGGAGUGCAAAACUACAAAUCCAAAUUCCAAGCCAAGGAUCCAAGACCUCCUGUGAUCACCCAAAAGGCCAAGCAGGAAAACAGGCCCCAGAUGCUGGAGACCAAAGUGUUCACAAGACCUCUCUUGCCAUCCCUCACAGUGAGCAGAGUUGUCAUUCCGGUCUCUACCCACAGGAUCCUCUGAGCGGUCACGGGAGAACCCCUGGGAAUAAGCGCUGCGUGAGAUGCAGCCAUCCUUUCUCUUUCUUCUCUCUCACUUCUCACCACCCCCGAUUCUUUCUUUCUCUCCUCUCCGUCAGUCUGUUUUUCCUCUUCUUUUCCUCCUUUUUUUUUUGUAGUACAACCGAAGAAAACUGAACCUCUGUGAAUGGGUUGGGAUUUAUUCUCUAAAACACCAUAUUCAUGUGUUACCUGCUUCUGCUACUUAGCCAUUCACAAAAUGCCAAUUGAUCAUGCCAGCCCUGGCCUCUGCCUGCCUCAUGUCCACACCCAGCAGAAGCCACACAGAAGGUGGGGAAUCCAAAGGGCCUCCUUCCCUCCAUGCUGGCCCCAGGCCAGCCCAGAGCUGUCUGGCAGGCGCCCUUUCGGCCCCACCCCCGUGCCUCAAACUAAGUAUACUGGACUGGUUUAGACCAAACUGCCUCCUGAUCUUUUGAAUGAAGCAGGUAGCUAUCUGCUGCCUCAUUUGCUCUUGCAACAAAGAUCUAAAGAAUUGCUUUAAUAGAAAACUCCAGGCCGGGUGCGGUGGCUCACGCCUGUAAUCCCAGCACUUUGAUCGAGGCCAAGGCGGGUGGAUCACCUGAGGUUGAGAGUUCGAGACCAGUCUAACCAAUGUGGAGAAACCCCGUCUCUACUAAAAUAAUACACAAUUAGCCGGGCGUGGUGGCGCAUGCCUGUAAUCCCAGCUACUCAGGAGGCUGAAGCAGGAGAAUCGCUUGAACCCGGGAGGCAGAGGUUGCGGUGAGUCGAGAUUGUGUCAUUGUACUCCAGCCUGGGCAAUAAGAGCGAAACUCCGCCUCAAAAAAAGGAAAAGGAAACUCCAGCUUGUGUCCAGGAUGUCCGAGGCAUCAGAGACCCUGUGUGUCCAGGGUGUCACGCCCUCAGAUUGUUUCCAUGCAUAUACACUGUCUGUCGUUUCCUGCAUGUUCAGAUUGCUAUAUCCUCAGAUUGCACCCUCAUAUUAAUCUCUGUGUCUGGAAGUUUUAGCCACAGUGCUACAAAAUCCAGCCUGGGAAGCAGGUUAAGAAUAAUUACUUUUUGGGGCCGGGAGGGGUGGCUCAUGCCUGUAAUCCCAGCCCUUUGGGAGGCCGAGGUGGGCGGAUCACGAGGUCAGGAGAUUGAGACCAUCC